Molecule: messenger RNA, 2421 nt
Organism: Danaus plexippus (monarch butterfly)
Lineage: Eukaryota; Metazoa; Arthropoda; Insecta; Lepidoptera; Nymphalidae
Gene: eRF1
Product: eukaryotic peptide chain release factor subunit 1
Exons: 10
Coding region: 398-1705 (435 amino acids)
Biological process (GO): cytoplasmic translational termination
Cellular component (GO): cytosol; translation release factor complex
Molecular function (GO): translation release factor activity, codon specific; sequence-specific mRNA binding
Source: RefSeq, a predicted model, not a curated record
CUUUCAUUUCCUCGAUCGACGACGGACGGUGGCGUUCGUUCGAUCGCUUGAUUGUUAUUCACGUCAUCUUUUUAGUUUCCAAUGUCUGAUUUUUCCAUCCCACAUGCUUAGGGGUAACCGAAUUAAGAAAAAAUCCAAGAAUCCCCGCACAAGAAGAAAAGUACGAGUUAGAUUGGCGAAGUUAAAUGUGAAAUAAAGUGUGUGAAUAAAAGUUGCGAGGUGGCUCGUCUGUCCGGUUUGAUCUGGAUUUGAGCAGUUUGAACUGAGUUCGGACUCCCUUUGCCUAGGAUAUAUUUAUUUGAAAAGUUUUGGUGUUGUGUUUUAAGUACUUAUCGGUUGAUUUACCGGUAUACAGAAAGUUUUUAUUGGUUAAUUAGUUAAGAAAACCAGAUACAACAUGUCCGAGGAAUCGUCUGCUGAUCGCAAUGUAGAAAUAUGGAAGAUCAAAAAGCUGAUAAAGAGCUUGGAAAUGGCGAGAGGGAACGGCACAUCAAUGAUAUCCCUCAUAAUACCACCUAAGGAUCAAAUCUCGAGAGUGUCCAAGAUGUUGGCUGAUGAGUUCGGUACGGCGUCCAACAUCAAGUCGCGCGUGAACCGUCUGUCUGUGCUCGGUGCGAUCACAUCUGUACAGCACAGGCUCAAGCUGUACACUAAAGUUCCGCCCAACGGCCUGGUCAUAUACUGCGGCACCAUCGUCACCGAGGAGGGUAAGGAGAAGAAGGUGAACAUUGACUUUGAGCCCUUCAAGCCGAUCAACACGUCUCUGUACCUCUGCGACAACAAGUUCCACACAGAGGCCCUCACCGCGCUCCUCGCCGAUGACAAUAAGUUCGGCUUCAUAGUCAUGGACGGUAACGGGGCGCUGUUCGGUACGCUGCAGGGGAACACCAGGGAGGUGCUGCACAAGUUCACGGUUGAUUUGCCGAAGAAGCACGGUCGCGGUGGUCAGUCAGCGCUCCGUUUCGCCCGUCUCCGUAUGGAGAAGAGGCACAACUACGUGAGGAAGGUGGCAGAGGUCGCCACACAGCUGUUCAUCAGCGCUGACAGACCUAACGUAGCGGGUCUCAUACUCGCCGGUUCCGCGGACUUCAAGACCGAACUAUCACAGUCUGAUAUGUUUGAUCCGCGUCUCCAAUCCAAGAUCAUCAAGCUGGUGGACGUGUCGUACGGCGGCGAGAACGGUUUCAACCAGGCCAUCGAGCUGGCAGCCGAGUCCCUACAGAACGUUAAGUUCAUACAGGAGAAGAAACUCAUCGGGAGAUACUUUGAUGAGAUCUCACAGGACACAGGAAAAUACUGUUUUGGUGUUGAUGAUACAUUAAGGGCUUUGGAACUCGGAGCUGUUGAGACGCUCAUAUGCUGGGAAAAUCUAGACAUUCAAAGAUAUGUUUUGAAAUCUCACGCAACCAGCCAGGAGACUAUCUUGCAUCUGACACCGGAACAGGAAAAAGACAAGUCACACUUCACCGACAAAGACACUGGCGUGGAAUUGGAGCUGGUGGAAUGUCAACCUCUCUUGGAGUGGCUCGCCAACAACUACAAAUCAUUCGGAGCAACCCUGGAGAUCAUAACGGACAAGAGCCAGGAGGGGAGUCAGUUUGUUAGAGGAUUCGGUGGAAUCGGCGGCAUAUUGCGGUACAAAGUAGACUUCCAGUCUCUACAGCUGGACGAACCGCUGGACGACGUCGACCUGGACGACUAUUAGGAUGUAGGAUACUGGAUCUGGAUCCCGGGGAAAAUUUAAAAAAACAUGUCUCCUUCGCUACAAGGUGGAUUUCCAAUCAAUGCAGCUUGAUGAUGAAGAAAUUGACAACUUGUAUGACAUCGACGACUAUUAGGCAUCGGUUUUAGUUGUAACGGUUUACAGACAGACAUACACACACCCACAUACAUACACACACACACACAUAUAUACAUACACACACACAACAACACGAGAAAGACUUUGAAAUAUUGUAGGGUAGUUUGAUAAAAUUGUAUUUUAUUUACAACUCGGACCCGACAAUAUUAUAUUUAUAUUAUAAGGAAGUUCUCAAAUGUAUUCCCCUACACCAUGUUAGUGUGAGCCGUCUCAAGGAACACGUGACGAGGGUAGCGUCUCCGUUAUGCCUCAACCGUACCGAUUUUGAUGGAUAUUUAUAGUAGUUUUAUUGUUAGUGGUCAAAGGUCGACGUCACAAGCUCACCAUGUGCUUCCCGGAUGUAUCUUAACAUUAGAUUUUUUUGCUCCCUUUUCUUUUUCUUCUCUAAAUCACCCAACCAAGUCUCACCUGCCCGGCUUCGUGCACAGCUGUAUCUGAACGUCGCGUGUAAUGUAUUAUAAGUGCUCGGAAGUUUUAUUUGUAGAAACUGAACUACCCUCGAAAAAAAUUGCAGUAAGUUUUUUUUUUCCUCUUCGAAAUAUAUCAAGUUGUUAUAAUUA